Messenger RNA from Trichoderma reesei QM6a, 1740 nucleotides. RefSeq lists its product as uncharacterized. Lineage: Eukaryota; Fungi; Ascomycota; Sordariomycetes; Hypocreales; Hypocreaceae. The coding region runs from base 46 to 1686 and encodes 546 amino acids. Gene Ontology annotation, cellular component: chaperonin-containing T-complex. The transcript is spliced from 6 exons. Gene Ontology annotation, molecular function: ATP hydrolysis activity; ATP-dependent protein folding chaperone; ATP binding. The record is from RefSeq and is a predicted model, not a curated record. Gene Ontology annotation, biological process: protein folding.
CCACGAGAUUGAUAAUCGACCCGGCAAGCUCAGAGCCAUCACAGAAUGUCAGCGGCACAACUUCUCAACCCAAAGGCCGAGUCCCGAAGGAGGGGUGAAGCUCUGAGGGUCAACAUCAGUGCCGGCGAGGGCCUGCAAGAUGUGCUCAAGUCCAACCUCGGCCCGCGAGGCACGAUCAAGAUGCUCGUCGACGGCGCGGGACAGAUCAAACUGACCAAGGACGGAAACGUGCUGCUGAGGGAAAUGCAAAUCCAAAACCCGACCGCUGUCAUGAUUGCCCGAGCGGCGACUGCGCAGGACGACAUCUGCGGCGACGGCACGACGUCGGUGGUGCUGCUGGUGGGCGAGCUGUUGAAGCAGGCAGACCGAUACAUCUCGGAGGGACUGCACCCACGCAUCAUCACCGACGGCUUCGAGAUUGCCAAGGCUGAGGCUCUCAAGUUCCUCGACUCCUUCAAGCUGGCCAAGGAGGUCGAUCGCGAACUGCUGCUCAACGUUGCCCGAACAUCCCUCGCCACGAAGCUCAACCCCACACUGGCUGCGAAGCUGACCCCCGAUAUCGUCGAUGCCGUGCUGUCCAUCUACCAGGCCCCGGCCAAGCCCGACCUGCACAUGGUGGAGAUUAUGAAGAUGCAGCAUCGCACUGCCUCAGACACGCAGCUCAUUCGAGGACUGGCGUUGGACCACGGCGCCAGGCAUCCCGACAUGCCCAAGCGACUGGAGAACUGCUACAUCCUGACAAUGAACGUCAGCUUGGAGUACGAGAAGACGGAGAUCAACUCUGGCUUCUUCUACUCCAGCGCCGAGCAGCGAGACAAGCUUGUCGAGAGUGAGCGCCGGUUCAUUGAUGCCAAGCUCAAGAAGAUUGUGGAGCUGAAGAAGCAGGUGUGCGGUGACGACGGCAAGAAGAGCUUCGUCAUCAUCAACCAGAAGGGCAUCGAUCCUCUUUCCCUCGACGUCCUGGCCAAGAACGGCAUCCUGGCGCUGCGGAGAGCGAAGCGGAGGAACAUGGAGAGACUGCAGCUCAUCUGCGGCGGCACUGCCCAGAACACCGUGGACGAUCUGACGCCCGAGGUCCUCGGCUGGGCCGGCCUUGUCUACGAGCAGACUCUGGGCGAGGAGAAGUACACCUUCAUCGAGGAGGUCAAGGACCCCAAGUCUGUCACCAUCUUGAUCAAGGGACCCAACCAGCACACCAUUGCCCAGGUCACGGAUGCCGUCCGAGAUGGCCUGAGGAGUGUCUACAACAUGAUUGUCGACAAGAGUGUUGUCCCUGGCGCCGGUGCUUUCCAGGUUGCUUGCGCUGCCCACCUCAAGAGCGAUGCCUUUGCGAAGACUGUCAAGGGCAAGGCCAAGUGGGGCGUGGAGGCGUUUGCUGACGCCCUGCUCAUUAUUCCCAAGACCCUUGCUGCCAAUGCUGGUCACGAUGUUCAGGAUGCUCUUGCCGCCCUGCAAGACGAGCACGCUGAAGGCCAGACUGUUGGUCUGAACCUGGAGACCGGAGAGCCGAUGGAUCCCGAGCUGGAGGGUGUCUUUGACUCCUUCAGGGUGCUGAGAAACUGCAUUGCCUCAAGCUCAGGCAUUGCGUCCAACCUGCUGCUCUGCGACGAGCUGCUCAAGGCUCGACAGAUGGGCAGAGCUGCUGGGCCGGGCCCGGGCAUGGACGGCCCUGAGGAUCACAUGUAAAUACGUGAAUCUGUUGUUUAGACUUGUAGUAGACAAAAAUCAUUCCGCAACAUG